AUGGGUGUGGAAAAAGAGUGUGAUGCCAAGGAAAAAUUCAAUCUCAAGUUUUUCAAUCUCAUUGUCACAGUUUUCAAGCUCUUUAACGUUUUGCUUGAGAGUUUCAUCUUUGGCCUUCGACAUCUCUUCGAUCUUCUUCUUGAGGGAAUGUUGCCACACUCGAGAAUCCCUACAACACAACCUGAAAUUCAGGCACAAAUGCGUUUUCUUAGGGAAUAUACUAUGCGUACAGUUAAAAAGAACUCUCUUGGGCUUCUUUCUCAUCAUGUUGCUGACACAAACAUCCCAUUUUCCUCAACGACAGAGUAG
Sphenostylis stenocarpa is the source of this 309-nucleotide messenger RNA. The record is from the annotation of a GenBank genome assembly. Lineage: Eukaryota; Viridiplantae; Streptophyta; Magnoliopsida; Fabales; Fabaceae.